Messenger RNA from Hyaena hyaena (striped hyena), 2901 nucleotides. It is a transcript of the gene TMEM68, whose product is annotated as transmembrane protein 68. The transcript has 8 exons. Lineage: Eukaryota; Metazoa; Chordata; Mammalia; Carnivora; Hyaenidae. The record is from RefSeq and is a predicted model, not a curated record. Gene Ontology annotation, molecular function: acyltransferase activity. Bases 705 to 1709 code for a protein of 334 amino acids. Gene Ontology annotation, cellular component: membrane.
GGCGGGCGGGCUUCCCGCCGGGCUCGGUGUCCGCUCGGGCACCGGGUGGCGGGGAGGGGUGGCCCCGCCUGGGUCACAACGAGCCCUUUCACUCCGCCGCGCAUCCGGCCCCCUCCCUCCCCCGACCUCGCGCUUAAAAACCUCGUUUCGUCUCAACUUGGGCGGCGGGGCGAGGUGUCAGAACCUCACUGCAGGCCUCGGGGCUCGCCCGGUGACCUCUCCGGUUCCGGGAUCCGAAUCGAGCCUUGUGGGGGGAUCCCGGGCGUAUAUACGCGAGAGGCCGCGGGAGUAAGUGGCUAAGCAGGGCUUGCAGACGAGUCAGCCUUGGAAUCCUGGUUUGAUGCCCCUUUGCUGCCCGUGUGAUCCGGGCGAGCGACCUAACCCUUCUGAGCCUCCUUGCGAGCAUCUGUCAAACAGGAACGGUGAACAGUACCCGCCUCCUCGCGCCGCUGGAGGAACCAAGUGAAGCUGCGUAUCAGAUCGCUCCCGUGCUAUUAAUACUUUGAGUGGGUACCGGCUUUACGCGCAGGCUCUGCGUUGGGCCCUGGGGUUGGCACCGGUGGAGCCACAUCUCAGUCCUCAGGCUGCUGAACACGUACACUGAAGCUUGGGACAAGAUAUUUACCUAAUUUCUGAGACGAAAUUAAAGACCUACGAUGGCAAUGAAGAAAGAGACUGAAUUUGUCAUUUUCACCUAAAGAAAAAUGAUAGACAAAAAUCAAACCUGCGGUAUAGGACAGGAUUCUCUGCCCUAUCUGACUUGUCUGAUUCACGUGCUGGAAGAGUGGUUUGGCCUAGAGCACUUGGAGGACUACUUGAAUUUUGCAAACUAUCUCUUGUGGGUUUUUACACCACUCAUACUUUUAAUACUUCCGUACUUUACUAUCUUUCUUCUCUAUCUUACUAUUAUUUUCUUACACAUUUAUAAGAGGAAGAAUGUAUUAAAAGAAGCCUACUCUCAUAAUUUAUGGGACGGGGCAAGGAAGACGGUGGCGACCCUUUGGGACGGACACGCGGCAGUCUGGCACGGUUAUGAAGUUCAUGGGAUGGAAAAAAUACCAGAAGAAGGACCAGCACUUAUAAUUUUUUAUCAUGGAGCUAUUCCCAUAGAUUUUUACUACUUCAUGGCCAAAAUUUUUAUCCAUAAAGGCAGGACUUGCCGAGUAGUGGCCGAUCACUUUGUCUUUAAAAUCCCAGGGUUUAGUUUAUUACUUGAUGUGUUUUGUGCUCUACAUGGACCAAGAGAAAAAUGUGUUGAAAUUCUGAGGAGUGGUCACUUGUUAGCUAUUUCACCAGGUGGAGUUCGAGAAGCCCUAAUUAGUGAUGAAACCUACAACAUCAUUUGGGGUAAUCGUAAAGGCUUCGCUCAGGUUGCAAUUGAUGCAAAAGUGCCCAUUAUUCCUAUGUUUACACAAAAUAUUCGAGAAGGAUUUAGAUCACUUGGAGGAACAAGGUUAUUUAGGUGGCUUUAUGAAAAAUUCCGCUAUCCAUUUGCUCCGAUGUAUGGAGGUUUUCCUGUGAAGUUACGCACCUAUUUAGGUGAUCCUAUUCCCUAUGAUCCAAAGAUAACAGCAGAAGAAUUAGCUGAAAAGACAAAGAAUGCUCUUCAAGCUUUGAUUGAUAAACACCAAAGAAUACCGGGAAACAUUAUGAGUGCUCUGUUAGAACGCUUUCAUAGAAAACAAAAGAUCAACUCGAAGACGAUUUAAUACAUUUAUAUUAGUAUGUUUGUGUCUAUAGUACCGUCUUCUAAAUUUUGUAGGUUCUAUAAUUAGUAUUUUUUAAAAAAAUGUUAAUAAGCAACUUUUGCUGAACUUGUUGGUUUAAAAUUGUAUCGUCGAUUUUGGUUUCGCAAUCAAUUGUGUCAAAUUUAAGCAGUAACUCAUUACAUGCCUAAUAAUUCAGGAAAUGAGGUUUCUUUUAUGAAUUCCUGAUAAUGUAUGAUAAACGUAUAGAUUUUAAAAACUAAGUUUAUUAAUAACAGCAAUUUAGGUUAAACAAACAUUCCUAAAUAAUGUGUCUAAUUUCUGUAUCUGUUGCAUCGGGCUAAUUUUGCAAGAUGGCAUAAUUCAGAGAAGAAACACUCUUUUAUCUGCCCCUCAUUCCUUUCUUCACCUUGGGCAAAUCACAUAAUGUGUUGGUGCCGUGGCAAUUCACUUUUUAAAAACAUAAUAAUACUAUGUGGAGGAGUGUUAUUUUAAAUUCUUUAUAUUUGCUGUGAUUGAGAACCGUAGAACUGAAAUUAUAACUGAAUUAAACAAUACCAAGACUUUUUAGAAGAUUAUGUAUAUAUUUGCUCCCUAGGAUCUUUAAAUUAUUUCUUCAGGUAUGAUGUCAAGUUGCCAAGGACAAUGUUUUUCAAAUUGAAUAACAAAUUAGGAAAAGUACAAUUUCUAGUCAUUAUUCUUUUGAGUAUUACGUCGUUACAAGAAUCUGUGGGCAGACCGCAGAGGGUGUGUGUGCUGUGACGUGGCCUUGAGCGGGGUGGGUGGAAGUCCCUCUUGGGCUCCACGGUCCCUGUUAGGAGCUGACUCUGUAAAUUCGGAGCGGCAGAGCACAGCCCCUGCUCAGCACCAGGGCGCAUUCCAGUGACUGCUCAGUCAGCCCCGUGGCCCACUGUUCUAGCAAACGUGUUCUUGAAGGACAAGCUUAUGUGAACACAGGCUUUCUGAAAAAUGAAUCCGUGGCUUUCAAUUUGUUGUCUCCUUGAAAUCUGAAUUUGAGAAGUAUUUAAACAGAAGAGUACCAGGAAUCAAAUGCAGUAUCUCCCUCUCCCUUUUUUAGAUAUUGAAUUACUUGGAUUUUUGUAUACAUUUUUGUAUAACAAGCAUAUAUGUAUGAUAUGUGUGGUGUAUAUACAGUUCAGCAACAUGAAAUAAAAGCAAAGCUGAAGGAAAUUCA